AUGACCAAAAUCCCAAGCGAGAAUUUCCAAAGAAAUCGGAGGCGUAAUUCAGGUCUCGAAAUAGCAGCAGUCAGCGGAUUCACAUCGAUCAAAACACCGCCGACUUUGCCAUAUCUGACCCCCUAUAGGAGCAUCUACCGUAUAUGUUUACACCGUCGGGUAUGUGUCGAAUACGAAAUUGUAGUCGCCAACAGUGGUCGGAGAGAAUGCGGUACUGACAUAGUCAUUUCCAUGGAUCGAGAUGACCUAUUGUUGUCCCAUUAUGCAUUCAUGUAG
Messenger RNA from Sclerotinia sclerotiorum 1980 UF-70, 276 nucleotides. RefSeq lists its product with no specific name. The record is from RefSeq and is a predicted model, not a curated record. Bases 1 to 276 code for a protein of 91 amino acids. The transcript has 4 exons. NCBI's taxonomy places the organism in Eukaryota, Fungi, Ascomycota, Leotiomycetes, Helotiales, Sclerotiniaceae.